This is a messenger RNA of Tachysurus vachellii, 2542 nucleotides long. RefSeq names its product ribophorin I (gene rpn1). The coding region runs from base 134 to 1942 and encodes 602 amino acids. NCBI's taxonomy places the organism in Eukaryota, Metazoa, Chordata, Actinopteri, Siluriformes, Bagridae. The transcript has 10 exons. The record is from RefSeq and is a predicted model, not a curated record. Gene Ontology annotation, cellular component: oligosaccharyltransferase complex; membrane.
GGUUUGUUGGACUACGGGUGGGAAAACAACAGCUGGCUGCAGCAGCAUAGGACGGACAGGGCCUUUCUGCACUGCGCCGUCUCAUUCAUAUUUCUGUUGGCUAAAAGAAAUUUGGUAAUAUAAGCAUUCAAACAUGCAGAGAAGAGUGAUGACGCUGUGUUCGUGUCGCUGGUUGUUGUUUUUCGGCGGUUUGCUGUGUGGAGUUUGGGCUGACGGCUUGGUGAAUGAGGAGGUGAAGCGGACGGUGGAUCUCGGCUCGCACCUCGCUAAAAUAUCCGCAGAAAUCCUCCUGGCGAACCACGGGAACUCCGCAGCGCAGAGCUUUAUCCUCGCCCUGGAGCCCGAACUCGCUCCACACCUCGCCUACGUCGGAGCGUCCGUAAAAGGUGAAGAGGAGGAAGAUGAAGCUUUAGAAUUGAAGGAGACGACCAUUAAAGGACAGAGCGGGAAGUUCUUCCAGGCACAGCUGCCCUCUGCUCUGGCAGCCGGCGCUAAGCUGCGUGUGAAGGUGGAGACGGUGUUCAGCCACGUGCUCACUCCUUUCCCCACUCACAUCACGCAGGCCGAGAGGCAGCUGGUGGUGUUCCAGGGCAAUCACUACCUGUAUUCGGCGUAUCCUACCCGUAGCCAGACCACCCGCGUGCGCCUCGCCUCCAAAACCGUCGAGAGCUACACCAAGCUUGGCAACCCGAGUAAAAACGAUGAGGUGAUCGAGUACGGCCCUUUCAAGGACGUCCCUGCAUUCAGUCAGGACACCAUGAAGAUCCACUAUGAGAACAACAACCCAUUCCUCACCAUCAGCAGCAUCACACGCACCAUCGAGGUUUCUCACUGGGGCAACAUCGCCGUGGAGGAAACUAUCGACCUGAGACACACAGGGGCUUACCUGAAGGGACCGUUCUCUCGCUACGACUAUCAGAGACAGUCUGACAGUGGCAUCUCCUCCAUCAAAUCCUUCAAGACGAUCCUCCCUGCCUCUGCCCAAGACGUGUACUACAGGGAUGAGAUCGGGAACAUCUCCACCUCGCACCUGCAGGUCCUGGAAGACUCGGUUGAGGUCGAAGUCCGUCCUCGCUUCCCCCUGUUCGGAGGGUGGAAGACGCACUACAUCAUCGGCUACAAUCUGCCCAGCUACGAGUAUCUCUACACCUUGGGUGAUCAGUAUGCUUUGAAAAUGCGCCUGGUCGAUCACGUGUAUGAUGAUCAGGUUAUCGACCAACUUACCGUCAAACUCAUUCUUCCAGAAGGAGCAAGGAAUGUGCAUCUGGAGACUCCAUACCCCAUCGAGCGGAGUUCUGACCAGCUGCACUACACCUACCUGGACACCUUUGGCAGGCCUGUUCUGGUGGCCACUAAGAAAAACCUGGUGGAACAGCACAUUCAGGACAUGGUGGUUCACUACACCUUCAAUAAGAUCCUGAUGCUGCAGGAGCCUUUGCUGGUGGUCGGAGCAUUCUACAUCUUGUUCUUCACCGUCAUUGUUUACGUUCGUCUGGACUUCUCCAUCACCAAGGACCCUGCAGCAGAGGUACGGAUGAAAGUGGCCUCCAUCACAGAGCAGGUCCUGACUCUGGUCAAUAAGAGGCUCGGACUGUACAGACACAUGGAUGAGGUAGUGAACCGCUACAAGCAGUCACGUGACACCGGUGCCCUCAACGGGGGUCGCAAGCAUUUGGAAGCCGAGCAUCGCACCCUCACUAAUGAUAUCACUGGCCUGCAGGCCCGCCUUAAAUCUGAAGGAUCUGACCUGGCUGAGAAGGUGGCAGAGAUCCAGAAGCUGGACGGCCAAGUGAAGGAACUGGUGUUGCAGUUCUGUCAGGAGUCUGAGCGCCUCGUGACAGGGAAGAUGAAGAAGGACGCAUAUGUUACGUCUGAGAAAUUGCUGACCGGCAAGAGACAGGAGCUGAUCUCGCGCAUCGACGGCCUCCUCGACGCUCUCUAAAGCACACGAGACGCAUGCUGUGCCGUUACGCACCUAGAUACACCCCCAUGCCCUCUCAUCCACACACACUCACGUUUAACCUGCGUGACCACUACCGGCCACCUUACAGUGUGUGUUGUGCCUUUUUCAUCCUAUAGGCUGUGUAAGAAGGGUGUGCACAUACACAUUUACUCAUCUGUCAAAGAUUUUCCUUUGUUUCUCAUCGCCAGGGAAAUGCCUCAAGUCCUGGGUUUUAUAUGCAGUUUUGUCCAUUUCACGUUUUGUUUGUUUUUUGUGAUGGGAUCCUUUCAGGAGAGAGCUGUUUUUUUGUCAUAUCUCCUGAAAUACUUCUGUCCUUCUGCAUUCUUGGCACUUGAUCUGUUAUCUAUGUUCUUUCUUCUGCCCUGAAACAAAUCCAAAAAUACUGAAGCUCUGAGCAGCACGGUUGUGAAAAUUUCUUCCCUAUUUUUUUUUUUUUUUUUUUUGUAUAAUUUUCCAUUUUUGUAAAUGAUGUGGUUUCAUACCAUGAGUUUAGUGGAUGAACACAAGAGACGUGUGUGUUGAGGAUGAAGGAAAUGUCCAAAAUUUGAAAAUUGAAAAUAAACACGUUGUUAUAAAUUA